Molecule: messenger RNA, 1943 nt
Organism: Pseudonaja textilis
Lineage: Eukaryota; Metazoa; Chordata; Lepidosauria; Squamata; Elapidae
Gene: YIPF6
Product: Yip1 domain family member 6
Biological process (GO): endoplasmic reticulum to Golgi vesicle-mediated transport
Cellular component (GO): trans-Golgi network; membrane
Source: RefSeq, a predicted model, not a curated record
CCGUCCACAGCCUCGGAUCAAGAUGGCGGCGGCGGCGGAUGGAGAGCCGGCGGCGGGCGACGGAGCCACGAAGCCGCUGUUUGCAGGUCUUGCAAAUGUGUCAAUAUCAGAAGACAUUCCUGUAGAAGGAGAAAUUACUGUUCCUGUGGGCUCUGAUACCCCAGACGAAGACUAUUCCACGUUAGAUGAACCAGUAAAAGAGACCGUUAUGCGGGAUUUAAAAGCAGUUGGAAAGAAAUUUGUCCAUGUCAUGUAUCCCAAAAAAAGCAGCGCCCUCCUCAGAGACUGGGAUUUAUGGGGUCCAUUAAUCCUGUGUGUUUUACUUGCACUAAUGCUUCAGGGAGGAGCGGCAGAUAGCACAGAAGACAGAGGCCCUCAGUUUGCAGAAGUCUUUGUUAUCAUCUGGUUUGGAGCAGUUGUCAUAACGCUAAAUUCCAAGCUCCUGGGAGGAACCAUUUCUUUCUUUCAGAGCCUUUGUGUCCUGGGCUACUGCAUCCUGCCCCUCACCGUGGCUCUUUUGGUCUGCAGGCUUGUACUGAUAGCAAACAGUGGGACUGUUGGCUUCAUUGUGCGUCUUUUAGUCGUAAUAACAAUGUUUGGCUGGUCAACUCUAGCCUCUACAGCCUUCCUGGCAGACAGCCAACCCCCAAACCGCAAAGCUCUGGUCGUCUACCCCAUUUUCCUUUUCUACUUCGUCAUCAGUUGGAUGAUUCUCACCUUUACGCCGUAGUGAAGGCGCUGUCCGCAAAGACGACAAAACCGAAUGAAGGUGUUUUUGUUGCUUUCCAAUGAAAACCUCCCUCUGUGGUUCACCUGCCUGCCUCUUGCUCUGUUUCUUCCGAUAUUUAUAAUGAAUGUUGUGAAAAGGCUGGCAGGCUCCUCGUCUGAAACCACAGAAGGCCUCAAACUCUCUCACUCCUGUUUCUUUGAAGAGCACCACUGAUGUCUCUCCCUACUGAGUUCUGUUUUCUACAGAUUCUGUGUGAGCCUUCAGUAAGGAGAAAGGCUGGGUGUAGUCGUAUCUUGGGCCAUCAAGAUAGUUGACAAAAUAAAAUACUGACUAUGUACUCUUGAUUGGAUUUAUCAGAAGGCCGCAGUUCUUUAGGAGAAUACUGUCUUACAGUUUCAAAACAUUUGCUUUCUUGGGAUGGGAAAUGCCAUCCAAUUCCACUUACUGUCCAAAAACUAAAAGGAAAGGGUGCAAGAAAGGGGCAUUGUCUUUUUCUUUUCUUUUUUUAGUGUUUUCAUCCAUUUUUAAUUGUUCAAAUUAGCGCACUCUCUUCGUUCCCUGUGCAUGGGUUCAAAAGGUCUUGAGGAAGAAAGGCAAGAAUAAAGCCAUUUGGCCCACAUCAGCCACAAGAGAUCUUGGAUCUCUCUCUAAUGCAGGAGGGAAAAAAAGUUGCACUAGAGUAAUCAGCAGUUAAGUGUAGAAAUGCCGAGCGAUUCUGACACGGGAGAUCUUGAUUCUGGAAACAUGAAACACAAAGUUCAACUUCCGUCCCUCUGGAGCCUGGUCAUCAGAAAGGAUUUCAGCUGUAUCAGACCUGGCACCCAGCUCCGUGUCUUGCAGGGAUGGUUGGUCCUGUAGAAUGACUUGUGAAAGGGGCUACGGGCUUUCUGAGUUCUGGCUUUUUAAUUAUAAAAUGAGGAAACGUAUUUAAGUAGCAUUCUGUACUUUCUGGGUUCUGCACAUUUACAUCCAUUGUGAAGCCUCUGGAAGAAGCUGCUCUUGAAACCGAAUUCUUUGUUCUUGUCUAGUGAGAAGUGGGCAGUAGCUGACAGCUUAGUGAUACACAGUUUAAUUUACACGGUGUAAUACCUUAUUUUAUAUUAUUAUAUUAGUUGUUAAAUUAAGUUUAUUUUGUUGCAUACUUGUUGGGGUUUUGAAGAGUGAAAACUGUUCUAUAUAAUAUAUAAAUUGCUUCUUUGUGCUUCUUACUGAA